Messenger RNA from Ixodes scapularis (black-legged tick), 887 nucleotides. Its product is annotated as putative nuclease HARBI1. The transcript is spliced from 4 exons. Lineage: Eukaryota; Metazoa; Arthropoda; Arachnida; Ixodida; Ixodidae. The record is from RefSeq and is a predicted model, not a curated record. Bases 57 to 887 code for a protein of 276 amino acids.
CUACCGGACUGACUGACAACUGAUUUGCGGACGGAUUGGUGAAGAUAAGGGACGCAAUGUCGACUGUGACGCGACGCCGACAUCGAAGAGAGCGCGUGUUCGCCCAGUACGCUGUUGUGAUGAUGGGACGGCAGCGUGUGUUCCGUGACCGCUUGAACCCUUUGGAGGAGUUCGAUGAGGACGAACUGCAGGAGCGCUUUCGAUUCGGUCGCGCGGGCAUUGUGUUCCUCGCCGACACACUGCGCCCGGACUUGGAGCGGCCGACGCGUCGCAGCCGCGCCCUCUCUGCAGAGCAGCAGGUCAUUGUCGCCUUACAGUUCUACGCCACGGGGAACUUCCUCAUCACCGCAGGGGACUACAUCCGUGUGCACGUCUCCACUGCUUCGCGGACUGUGAGGCGGGUGACUCAGGCCUUGGCACGUCGUGCCCGAGACUUCAUAGGGUGGCCAGGUGAAGCUGAGGGUCAUGCCUUACAACAGGCCUUCUUUGAGAUCGGCAAGCUGGCCGAUGGCGUUUACGAGGGCCUACUGCUUGGAGACAGCGGCUACACCUGCAAGCCAUGGCUGAUGACGCCCUUCCUGUCUCCGUCAUCAGCAGCGGAGGUCGCCUACAAUGCGUCACAUAGCACAACGAGGAGCAUCGUGGAACGGACAAUAGGCCAGCUCAAGCGGAGAUUUCAUUGCCUCCAUGCUGAGUUGAGGAUGCAGCCAGAGAGAUGCUGCGACAUCACUGUUGCCUGCUGUGUCCUGCACAACCUGGCCAAGACAUAUCCCUGCAGCAUGCCAAGGACUGUCCUCCCCGAAGAGGUUCCCGUCAAGCCCGUGGCAGCGGGCCGUGAUGAAAGCAACGAGGCUCGGGAUGCCAUCGUCAGCCAGUUCUUCGGUUGA